AGUGUAAAAGAAAAAACAAAACCAGCGAUUUAUUAAAUAUUUAAGAAAUAUAUCCUUGCCUAUAGUUUCGUCUGGUAAGAAAUCGAUUGCAGUGAAAUUGCUAAAAUACUAAAAAAGUGCAACUGCUAAACAUACAAAAUAUAUAUUUGUGUAUAUAAUAAUUGCAUUAAUUGUGGCAAUAAUUUUAAAUAAAUAAAUUAACAAAAUAUAAUGGAUUUCAAUUAAAUAUAUAACUUGUCAAAUUUUUCGUCCUAAUGCAUCAUUAAGGGCUGGGGCCGUUUGAAGCGUUUUGUACAAUAUUGUCUCCGAAAUGAUUUUCCGUUGGCAAUUACUGUUAAGCUACUUAAAAUCAAUUCUCAUAUCUACUAACCAGAAGGAGCUGCAGAGUUCUCAGUAAAAACUCAGUAAAAACUCAGUAAAAUCCAACUUACACAUUAGAAAAUUUGAACAUAUUGCAUUGACUGAAAGUAAAUCGUUGUACAUUGCUCUACCUCGCUAAGCCUCCUCUUUUGCUUUUAGAGGAGCUCUGGAAUGUUGGAAUAUCCCCAACGAUUUGCGCGUAAUAUCCCCGAUUCCUCUUCAACGAGUAACGUUCCAGUUUCACAGCAACAUCAUCAUCCACGCCAUCAUCAUCAUCAGCAACAGCAUAACGUUCACAUUAAUAGUGGCGGUGUAGUAGGAUCACACUAUUCUCAUCAAUAUCCUAUUGUACCAGGUUCGCCAGCUCACCAGCAUCGGCAUCAGCAACAACAACAUCAUCGCAAUUUGUCAACAGCAUCCAGUUGCAGUGCCCAACAUAAAAGUGUGACCUUUAGUCAAGUAACAACAUCAAACGGCGGUGGGAAUUGCUUUGGUGGUGAUUAUAGCGGUAGCAGUAGUGGUAAUUCCAGUUGUGGUCAACAAUCAAUGGCGGGCAACAUGAAGCACGGAAAAUCACAAGAAGAUGUUUGCUACGUUGUAGCCAAAUAUGAUUAUGCUGCCCAGGGCGCACAAGAAUUAGAUUUGCGAAAAAAUGAAAGAUAUUUAUUACUCGAUGACUCAAAACAUUGGUGGCGAGUACAGAAUAAUCGAAAUCAAUCUGGUUAUGUUCCCAGUAACUACGUUAAAAAAGAGAAACCUUCGUUAUUCGAUAGCAUAAAGAAAAAGGUGAAAAAGGGUUCUGGUUCUAAGACUUUGCCUAAUUGCUCACCAUCACGACAAAUUGAAAGCCCAACAAUGUCGCGGCGUCUUCCUCCUGAUCCAUCUGAAGCCAUUGGCACAGCAAUCGUCAAAUACAAUUAUCAAGCGCAACAAGCUGAUGAACUUUCGCUCACCAAAGGUACACGAAUUUUAAUACUGGAAAAAUCGAACGAUGGUUGGUGGCGUGGACAAAGUGGAAAUGCAGUCGGUUGGUUUCCAAGUAAUUACACAACAGAGGAUUGUGAUAACGAUGGUGAGAUACAUACGUAUGCUAUGGCAGAAAAUGUACUUGAUAUUGUGGUUGCUUUAUAUAGUUUUUCAUCAAAUAACGAUCAGGAACUUUCAUUUGAAAAAGGUGAUCGCCUCGAAAUCGUUGAUCGUCCAGCCUCAGAUCCAGAUUGGUAUAAAGCACGCAAUAAUCAAGGACAAGUCGGUUUAGUUCCACGCAAUUAUUUACAAGAGUUAAACGAUUAUUUAGCUACUCCAUAUCGUAAUAAUGGUGGUGGCAAUGGCAAUGGUGGGGGUGGAAGUAGUGGGGGUGAUUCAAUCGAUAGACGCAACGAUGGUAUGGCACCACAAUCAUCACCACCUAUGCCGCCAAUGGAACGACCAAAUUUAGCUGGAAAAUCUUGGUAUUAUGGUGCUAUAACACGUAGCCAAUGUGAUACUGUGCUGAAUCAACAUGGUCACGAUGGCGAUUUUCUUAUUCGAGACAGCGAGACUAAUAUGGGUGAUUAUUCGGUUUCUCUUAAAGCACCUGGUCGAAACAAACAUUUUCGCGUCCAUGUCGAAAAUAAUAUGUAUUGUAUCGGGCAACGUAAAUUUCAUACGUUGGAUCAGCUAGUGGAUCACUACCAAAGAGCACCCAUUUACACAAAUAAACAGGGCGAAAAAUUGUAUCUUGUCCGAUCGUUACCAAAGGCAAAUGGCACGUAAGCACCAAAAUGCUUAACUAAAAAAUAAAGUAAAAUAAAAAAUUAAAUUAAAUUAUUAAAUAAAAAAAAAACGCUAAUAUUAU
Molecule: messenger RNA, 2197 nt
Organism: Teleopsis dalmanni
Lineage: Eukaryota; Metazoa; Arthropoda; Insecta; Diptera; Diopsidae
Gene: dock
Product: cytoplasmic protein NCK1
Exons: 6
Coding region: 532-2115 (527 amino acids)
Molecular function (GO): protein binding
Source: RefSeq, a predicted model, not a curated record